GGAAUCUGUCAUACAACAACUUUAUUUUUACGAACAUUCAGUGGAGGUUUUGAGUGGAUAUUUUCUACGAAAUUAAAAUCUUGAUUCUGUGUUGAAAGUGCAAAUUCGAAUGCAAUAAUGAUUCCUCCAAACGCCUCGCUUGUAAGAUACGACACUCCUGUCCUGGUUAGUCGAAAUACAGACAAGAAAACACCGAGGGCAAGAGCUUUGAGGACCAGCCCUCAGCCACCAACCAAUGCCGGCCCUGUACCCAACCCACCGCCCAAAGGGGGCAGCAAACUACCUCCUGUGGAAGCGCAGAAAGCCCAACAGACUGACGAGAUCUUAAACUCCAUCUUGCCUCCAAGAGAGUGGACAGACAAUGGCCAGCUCUGGGUCCAGCAGGUGUCUAGUACCCCAGCUACCAGACUGGAUGUAGUGAACCUACAGGAGCAGCUGGAUACCAGACUACAGCAGAGGCAGGCCAGAGAGACCGGCAUCUGCCCUGUACGCCGGGAGCUGUACUCACAAUGCUUUGAUGAGUUAAUCCGUCAGGUGACCAUCGAGUGUGCCGAGCGAGGCCUUCUCCUGCUGCGUGUUCGUGACGAGAUUCGCAUGACCAUCGCUGCCUACCAGACCUUGUAUGAGAGCAGCGUGGCGUUCGGUAUGCGCAAGGCACUGCAGGCCGAACAGGGCAAGUCGGACAUGGAGAAAAAGAUUGUGGAGUUGGAGCAAGACAAGCGAGAGCUUGAGCGACAGGUCAACGAACUGAAGGCCAAGUGCGACGCCAUCGAGAAACGGGAGGCAGAACGUCGCCAAGUGGAGGAGAAGAAACACACUGAAGAGAUCCAGUUCCUGAAACGCACCAAUCAGCAGCUGAAGACGCAACUGGAGGGCAUCAUUGCUCCUAAGAAGUAGUCAGAUGCGGUUACCAUGACGACGUCAGCAACCUUGAGUUACCACAGACACCGUCCAAGUUUUCUCAGUGCCUACCUCUUUCGCUUUUGAUGAGAACCGAAGUCUGCCAUUCCUCCGUAUUCCAGCCAAACUGAGGUGUUAAUUAAAGCAAUUAAAUCAGAUCCGUCCAGAUUUGAAUAUUUUGCAUCAAU
Patiria miniata (bat star) is the source of this 1088-nucleotide messenger RNA. It is a transcript of the gene dnali1, whose product is annotated as 33 kDa inner dynein arm light chain, axonemal. Gene Ontology annotation, cellular component: axoneme; filopodium. Gene Ontology annotation, molecular function: dynein heavy chain binding. The coding region runs from base 118 to 897 and encodes 259 amino acids. The transcript is spliced from 6 exons. NCBI's taxonomy places the organism in Eukaryota, Metazoa, Echinodermata, Asteroidea, Valvatida, Asterinidae. The record is from RefSeq and is a predicted model, not a curated record.